Drosophila elegans is the source of this 2019-nucleotide messenger RNA. Its product is annotated as angiogenic factor with G patch and FHA domains 1. The coding region runs from base 83 to 1915 and encodes 610 amino acids. Lineage: Eukaryota; Metazoa; Arthropoda; Insecta; Diptera; Drosophilidae. Gene Ontology annotation, molecular function: nucleic acid binding; protein binding. The transcript is spliced from 9 exons. The record is from RefSeq and is a predicted model, not a curated record.
UAUUAGUGCAAUUAAACUCCCAAAACGGCUUGUGUUUCUUAUCACAAAUUUAUAAAUUGAAAAACUGCCUUCUUUUUAAGCAAUGUCGUUGCCGGCUGAAGAGGAGGAAUCAGCGGAAGGUGCCGCGGAUCAUGAUUUCAUCGAACUGAAGAGCAUGGAGGAUGUGAAGGCCUGCGAGCAGCAACAAUUACUGCAGUACGUCGAAAAGCUGCACGGAAUUAUUCGAAAAUACGACACCAAACUAGCGGCCUACAAGCAAAAACUGGUGCACUUCCUAAACCAAGAAAAGACUUCCUGCGACAAAGCCGUCCAAGCAACCGAAUCGGAGUUGCAGGAAAGCCAGGAUUCCCCAAACAAUGAUGAAGACACCGACAAAAAAGACAAGCCCAGCGAUUUAUCGGCGACAGAUGCAUUCAGCUUCGUGGAUGAGAUGCGGCAGGCGGCCAAGCACGCCGAAAACCUGAACAACUUCGUCUAUGAGCCGACAUCGGGCAUGUACUACGAUCCCAAGACGGGCUACUACUAUAACGCGGAGUACGGGUUGUAUUACGAUGGGAACACAGGCUGCUACUACAGCUAUGACCACGGCAAAGACUCGUACGAGUUCCACUCGCAGGCGCAGGUGCAGGCGAACGAGGCGGCGGCGGCGGCGGCGGCGGCGGCCAAGCCGGAAUCGGCGGACGAGGACGAGCAGCAGGUCGAGUUCGAUGAGCUGGGCGGCGUCAUCACGGAUCCCGAAACGCUGAAAAGGAUCAAGGCCGAGAAGCAGAGGGUUAAGGAACGCGCCGAGAAGUCCAAGCGCAAGGCCAAGGCAAAGAAGAAGUCGAAAAAGCACAGCAGGAAGAAGCGCAAGAAGGAGCGACGCCACAAGUCGAGGAAGCGGCACAGGGACUCAGGGGAUGACCGCGAUGAGGAUGCCGAGGAGGGCGAGUUGUCGCAAAGCAGCGACUCCAGUUCCGACUCCAGCGAUAAUGAUGCUCAGAGCAGCAGCAGCAACAGCGACACGGAGGACAGCAGUGUUCCGGUCUUCAAGGCUGCCGGUCGCUUUCAAGACAUUGCCAAGAAGUACCCGCCCUCGCUGCGCGUCAUUGUCCAGGAGACCAAUGUGGAUAGUCUAAAGGUGGGAAGUCUGCAUUUGAUCACCUACAAAGGCGGCUCAUUGGGUCGCGAGGGCGCCCACGAUGUCAUCAUUCCGGACGUGAACGUGAGCAAGUGCCACUUGAAGUUCAACUACGAGGCCAAGCUGGGAAUCUACAAGUGCCUGGAUCUGGGCUCCCGCAACGGCACCAUUCUCAACGGUUCUCCCAUGGCCAGCGAUGCUAUGGACCUGGUGCACGGCAGUGUCAUCACCUUGGGACAGACCAAACUCCUGUGCCAUGUGCACGAGGGCAACAGCACCUGCGGGCUGUGCGAACCGGGUCUGUUGAUAGAGACACCGGCGCCGGCUGUGGCCACAGUUGGCGCAUCCACCGCCACUGUAUUGUCCCACAAGGAGCAGCUCAAGAAGCUGCAGCGCAAAUAUGGCCUGGAAAAUGAGAAAUUUGUAGAGACCAGUGGCAAUGGUCAAGCCUCCAACUACAACGAUCGUGCCGCAACUAGACGUGUCAAAGUGGGCAGCAGCACGGAUAAGGAAAAGACCGAGGUGGCUUGUGUGAACACUGAGAUUGGCAGCUCAAACAAGGGCUUUAAAAUGCUGAGCAAACUGGGCUGGCAAAAGGGCGAUACUCUGGGCAAGACCAAUGCCAGCACUGGACUUUUGGCGCCUAUCACUGUGGUGGCCAAUGAGGGCACAAGUGGACUGGGGAACAGUGACCCAGUGAGCUCCCGACCCAUGGACAAACGAAAGUUGGCCAACUUAAAGAUCACCCAGGCGCGAUAUCAGCGCGCCAACGACAUAUUCGAUGAUAGUGAUUAGAAAAAGGCAUUUUUGAUUGUUGGAAACACAUUUAAUUAACAAUUACUCAAACAUAUUCAUAAGUAUUGGGUAUAUAUGUAUGCAUAUAUACAUCGGUUCUAUAU